Molecule: messenger RNA, 2052 nt
Organism: Phytophthora nicotianae INRA-310
Lineage: Eukaryota; Oomycota; Peronosporomycetes; Peronosporales; Peronosporaceae
Exons: 1
Coding region: 104-1297 (397 amino acids)
Biological process (GO): fatty acid beta-oxidation
Molecular function (GO): acetyl-CoA C-acetyltransferase activity
Source: RefSeq, a predicted model, not a curated record
GUUCACGUCAGCAUCUUCUCGACAACUUCAACGGGGGUCCUUGGCAACGUCAGCCUCACUCCGCAAUCUUCCUGCCGACAGACGCAGAGCCCCUCUCCUCUCCAUGACGCUCAAGAACGUGUACAUCGUGGCGGCCAAGCGCACGCCGUUCGGCAACUUUGGCGGCAAGCUCAAGGACAUCACAGCCACGGAUCUGUGUGCUCACGCAGCCAAGGCGACGCUAGCGGCCGCCAAGCUGGACCCUUCGCUCGUGGACAUGGUACAGGUGGGCAACGUAGCACCCACGUCUCCGGACGGCGCGUACAUUGCGCGUCACGUGCAGCUGAAGGCCGGUAUCCCGCAGGAGAAGCCCGCACUCACCAUUAACCGCCUGUGCGGCAGCGGCUUCCAGUCCGUCGUAGGCGGAGUGCAGGAGAUUCUACUGGGUGAGGCCGAGAUCGCACUUUGCGGCGGUGCUGAGAACAUGUCACAGAGCCCGCUUGCCGUGUAUGGCCACCAGGCGCGCUUUGGCGUAGGACUUGGCGCCGGGUUGAACCUGCAGGACACGCUCUGGUCCGCCCUCACGGACUCGUACGCCAAGACGCCUAUGGGCAUGACGGCCGAGAACCUGGCCGACAAGCACAAUAUCACGCGCGAGGAGUGCGACGCAUUUGGUCUUCGCAGUCAGACACGCUGGGCCGAGGCCCACGCCGCUGGCUGGUUCGACGCUGAGCUCGCACCUAUUGAAGUCAAGGAUGGACGCAAGACGGAGGAGUUCGCCGUGGACGAGUCCCCCCGCACUGUAGAUAUGGCCAAACUGGCUAAGCUUAAGCCUGUGUUCAAGAAGGACGGAGUCGUGACGGCGGGCAAUGCGUCCGGCAUCUCGGACGGUGCUGGCGCUGUGCUGCUUGCAAGUGAGGAUGCCGUGAAGAAGCACAACUUGACGCCCUUGGCGCGUAUCGUGAGUUACCAGGUGUCGGGUGUGGACCCGACGAUUAUGGGCAUUGGCCCCGUGCCUGCUAUCACUGGUGCGCUGAAGCGUGCGGGACUGAAGAAGUCGGACAUUGACAUUUACGAUAUCAAUGAGGCCUUUGCCGCCCAGUGGCUGGCCUGUAUCAAGGAGCUGGAGAUCGACCCGGAGAUUGUGAACCAGAGUGGCGGCGCGAUUGCUCUCGGACACCCGCUUGGCGCUUCAGGAAGCCGCAUCACGGCCCACCUGGCGCACGCUCUCCAGCGCACGGGCAAGAAAUACGCGGUGGGAUCUGCUUGUAUUGGCGGCGGACAGGGCAUUGCGCUUGUGCUGGAAAACGCUGCUUAAAUUCAAUCGAGAAGUGACAGAAAUUGGUUCGAAGAGCUAAAAAAAAAGUUGUUUGAACAGAUUUACACAGUUCUACAGUAUGAGCGGAGCGACUUAAGAAAAAAUCGGGUCUUGAUUGAAGAUGUCUCCACCAAAGAUGGGAUUGUUGCCGUUGUUGUCGUCAGAUGCUGGCGCCGCGGUGGGGCUAUCAACCAGCCAGCUGAAAAUACCGAGUUGACGUUCUCUAGAAGGUGGAGCAACUCGUGAUUCAUCCUGAAUUUUUAAUGAGGGCGCUUCGCCUCGCAUUUCGUUGGCUGAGAUGGCACUGACGAAGACCAUCGCGAUAAUCGGGAGUAGUGACGCAAAGCGCAUUGUUCAGUGAGCUUGAUCGAUGCUAGAAGGCAAAAAAUGAGAAGUGAAGUGAAAUCUCUCGUCGAAAACUCGAGAUGGUAGUUUACGCGACGCUUCUAAUCAUCGAGCCCCACAAACCUCUACGAUGCUCAUUUUCAGCUUCUUAAGAGCGUUUGAUUCUUUGGCGCAAUGCGAUAAGAACAAAGAGGAGAGCAAAAGCCGACGAAGCUCACGAGAAACAGAUUAUGUCGCUGUUAUUAUUGUAGGAUUCCACUGUCCACAACAAAAUGACUUAGCCUUAUUGCCAGGCGCGUUAAAAGGUUGCGUUCGGAUCCCAGAACGGUCCGCUGAAGGGUCCACCGUCGUCGUAGUUUUUGUUACCAAAAUUAAAGGCAGGUGCUGGCGUAUCGGGUGCUGCUGUGGGG